AGGAUAGAAUUUCUUUAUGACGUUGCACGAAGACUCCAUUUUGCUUUUACCAGAGAGCUAAAGUGACGCGUGUGUUUUUGUGGUUGCGAAAAAAGUGAAAAUUCACCAAAUAGUGCUGUGAAAAAGUGAAAAAUGGAUUCUGAGAAUGUCGAAGCGGAAGAAUAUGUCCAGUUGCAAGCCGUGGAGGUCUUUCAAGACUGGAAAUUAAGUUCUAACGAUAUUGAGCGGCUCCUGCAAUGUGGAAUCAAUUCAUUGAGACAUUUGGAGGUUAUUGAUUCGAAGACUAUCAGCACGAUUUUUGCAAAAGAAUGUCUCCUGGAAGAUGCUAUUCUCUUCCGGCACAUGUUGAGAUCGUGGAGAGAAGUCAACAAGAUCGCUCCACUUCCAUCUCAGCCCUUUGAAUUUGAUGAAUGCGACAGUGGAGGCGGAGGUGUUGAUGGGAAAUUUCUUCUUCGAGAAUUUUUCACUGAAGAAACUGAUGGACCAAUCUAUAAGUGGACGGAUGGUGAUGAAGAAUUACCAGAACACAAAUUUUCUGGAUAAGACAGACCAGAACGUGGUGGCUGCAAUUAUAAUUGACAAUCACUUGAAGUAUUCCUCGCAUGUGUCCGUAAGAGACUUUAAGAGGUACAGCGCAGAAAUCAAGCAACUCUCUUCCCUUCAGAGAAUGAAGAUUUGUAUUACAAACCACCAGCACCUAAAUCAAAGUCCAACCCGACAGGCAAAUUGUACGGGAGAUUCAAAAACAUGUCGGCGAAGUACAGAAAAAUUCUUCCGAAACCUGCCGAGAAUUCCAGCCCUAACGAUAAUCUCGUGGAAGAAGAAGGAAGCACGGUUGUUUUCGCUCUC
Phlebotomus papatasi is the source of this 849-nucleotide messenger RNA. RefSeq lists its product as uncharacterized. The transcript has 3 exons. The coding region runs from base 133 to 543 and encodes 136 amino acids. NCBI's taxonomy places the organism in Eukaryota, Metazoa, Arthropoda, Insecta, Diptera, Psychodidae. The record is from RefSeq and is a predicted model, not a curated record.